AUGGAUCCCUCCUCGAUGUUUGAGCCGAAUCUUCCCCUCCCUUCACCCUCCCCUUUCCCCUCAUGUGACUAUAGUGAAUGGUCUCCAACCUGGGUGCUCAUUCCAAGUGUGUACCUCUUGGUGUUUAUCGUGGGCUCACUAGGUAAUGGCUGUGUGCUGUUGGUAUACCUGGACUGCCGAACAAGUGGACGCGGAAGGAUUGGGAGCUGUUCCAAACUUACCCAGACCCCUGAUGACCAAAACUCCAGGGCCUCGCCCACAUCCCGUUCAGUGACAGAGUCUUUAAUAGCCAGUCUAGCAUUAGCUGACCUGGCUUUUGUUAUGACCCUACCAUUAUGGGCAGCAUACACGGCGCUGGGCUACCACUGGCCGUUCGGCCAUGUUCUGUGCCAGGUGAGCAGUUACAUAGUGGCUCUGAACAUGUAUGCCAGUGUGUUUUCUCUGACUGGGCUCAGCGUGGAGCGAUACUGUGUCAUCACGCGGCGCUGUGGGAACAGCUCACGACCGGGUGGAUCGACCACUCGUGCCAAGUUGAUUGUGGGUUGCGUUUGGGUGGCAGCAGGAAUCCUGGCACUUCCUGCACUGCUUCUGCGGACCGUCAGGGAGGUGGAUUUGGAAGCGGGACUCGAAGGUGACUUGCAGGAUGGACGUGUCUCCUCGUGCUUGUGUGAUAUGGAUUACUCCAGUUUGAUCUCUAACGAGCUGGACCCGGAGGCUUCAGAGCAGGCAGAGCUGAUGUGGUCAGCAGCUUUGGGGUUAAAGUCAACUGUGCUUGGUUUCCUGCUGCCUCUGGUAGUGCUUCUGCUAUGCUACGGCUUGCUGGGCCGACUCCUUUUGCAACACUUUAGUCACGGUCCACGGCCCGAUCACGCACGUCAACGUAGGCUUCUCCGUAUCAUCGUCACCCUUGUAUUGACCUUCUUCUUCUGCUGGCUACCCUUCCAUACAAACAAGACACUGUCAGCUUUGGUGGAACUGGACAUCCUUCCCUUUUCUUGUAGCUUUGAUCAGUGGUUGGUGGCAGUCCACCCAUAUGCCAUCUGUCUGGGAUACGUAAACAGCUGUCUGAACCCUCUGCUGUACGCUUGCUGUGACCCAGCGUUCCGUAGACACUGCAGGGGACUGCUAGUGUGUGCAUUGACCAGAUGCAAAGGAGCACAGGAACCGGAUGUGAGAGAACAAUGCAACAAGAGUUCCACAGAACCGUCAGGAACACAUGAAAUGACAAUCACCAAAGACGAACAGUGA
Messenger RNA from Triplophysa dalaica, 1248 nucleotides. RefSeq names its product apelin receptor 2 (gene aplnr2). The transcript has a single exon. The record is from RefSeq and is a predicted model, not a curated record. Gene Ontology annotation, cellular component: membrane. Gene Ontology annotation, molecular function: G protein-coupled receptor activity. NCBI's taxonomy places the organism in Eukaryota, Metazoa, Chordata, Actinopteri, Cypriniformes, Nemacheilidae. Bases 1 to 1248 code for a protein of 415 amino acids. Gene Ontology annotation, biological process: G protein-coupled receptor signaling pathway; immune response.